Messenger RNA from Carcharodon carcharias (great white shark), 1214 nucleotides. RefSeq names its product protein LKAAEAR1-like. The coding region runs from base 134 to 616 and encodes 160 amino acids. The transcript is spliced from 4 exons. The record is from RefSeq and is a predicted model, not a curated record. Lineage: Eukaryota; Metazoa; Chordata; Chondrichthyes; Lamniformes; Lamnidae.
GCGACAGUUGUUUGGUUUCCUGUCGGUGCCUUAAAAAUUGCUCUUCACUGAAACGACCGAUGUGGCUGUGGGUCUACUGCAAGUUUGACGCGUAUUUACUGGAAGGAAUCUAGAAAAAAAAUUGCCAAAUAAAAUGUCCGAGAAGGAAAUCAAAACGAAUGGCUUAAUUUCAGAAAUUGAUAUUAAAGCCAAUGUUAAUCUAGAGAAAACAGUUUCUCAGCAGACAAUUCUUAAGGGACUCCAGAAAGCUGCACCAAAUGCUCAGAAAUACCCAAAGAUCGGAGCUUUUAUUAUUCCUGGACCAGAUGCACUUCUUGAUUGCAAUCAACAAUUAGAAAGGAAAAAGCGUCAAAAUCUUAUUGGACAGCUAAAGGCUGCUGAAUCGCACAACAGGAUACAGAGCAUGAGAUUACGUUACCAAAAAAUGAGAGCUGAAGAAAUAAAUCAUUUAAUAUCAUCUCAACCAACGGCCAGAAAGGCUAUCCGACUAGAAGCCCUUCUUCCACCAUGGCAUGAAAAAAUUAAUCUCAAAGAUACCUUGGAGAAACUGGAGAGAAAAAGAGUGGAAGAAAUCAUGAACGAUGAAGCAGGACUGACAAUAAAUCGAAUUAUUUAAUAGGCAAUGUGUCAUAACAUUUGUACUAGUUGAUAGAGCAUCAAUUUUAGGAGCAUCGCUUGUAACAGUACAUAUCAACAAGUUCAAAAUCAGUCGAAACCCAGUAUUAUGAAGUUUUAAUUGGAUUUAGUUCAUUUCAGCAUGCACCUUUCUAUGUUAUAUACCAACUAACUAAAACAACCAAAAAUUGGUCUCUUUGUGAGCUAACAGUUUUCAUUCAACUCCAUUUCUUUCUAUUCUCAAUUUGGAAUCAAGUUUGCAUAUGAUUUAUUUUAAAAUAGUCUUGGGGCCCCAUGGAGAAGGAAGAAUGUUGGUAAACUUGUUUUAAUUUUUCAUUCGAAUUUUGAGUCCCUCUAAUGACAAGAUAUUAUUAAUUAAAAAUCUGUGCCUCUUAUAUUGAAAUAUGUCUAAUGGAAAAAUUAUUGUAUUUAAAAUUAUACAAGUAUCCAUAACAACCACCUUACUACAUUGAUAUGAAAUUCUUCUAUCCACUAUUUUAGUCAAUGAGAUGAUGUUGCCAUUAAAGCAGCAGACUUGCAUACAAAUUUGUCACUAAUAUUGCAGUGCAAUUUCAAGGCAUUAAAGUUCUGAAAGUGAA